AUGUCCCAACGCGCACACAACCAAUACACCGCCGACGACGGGGUCAAGUGGCAGACCUACGCGGACGCGUUCACCGCCUGGCUAGUCCAACCCACUCGCGAGACCUAUCCCGGCAACCCGCCGGAAGGCUACUACGAUGUCUACAAAAAGCGACAGACCUACGCACCUGGACCGCGCGAGUUCGCUCAACUUGUCGCGUCAGUCUUCCAACCCGCUCAGUCAGCCCCGCCUCCGUCCACCUCGUCGGGCCAUAGCGUAUUGAUGAGUACCGAUGCCUUUAACGCGUUCCUCAACUACCGAUCGGGCACGCAGGACCAGAUCUUGCAGUUCGCGCAGAAGGCUCGUGGCGGAAACCCGGUCGCCUCGGACCUUGGAGGCGGAGGACGAUACGGAGGAUGGCGUGUGGGAGGACGUGGGGGAUAUCGCGGAGGGCGAGGGGGCGGACGCGGGGGUUUUGGCGGAGGAAAUUGGUCCGGGAGACCGAUGUACGUUCGUCCCCCUGUCCAAUCCGUUCCUCUCGCCGGACGUGUCGGAAACCCUGUGAAUAAGGGUAAGCAGCCGGUUGGUAAGGCGGCCAACAAAAAGUGGCGGUACCGUAAGAGGGGAGGACGCAAAGGCAAAGCAGCCGAACAACCUGUUCAUAAUGACGAGGAACCCGAGGCCGGGCCAUCCAAUGUCGACCAGAUGGUGGUCGAUGAUGAAGGCGAUAACGGGCGCUCCGAUCCCGAAGAAGACCUCGAAGACGCCGUCUCGCUCGGAGAUGAAGGCUUCUAA
Molecule: messenger RNA, 774 nt
Organism: Dichomitus squalens LYAD-421 SS1
Lineage: Eukaryota; Fungi; Basidiomycota; Agaricomycetes; Polyporales; Polyporaceae
Exons: 2
Coding region: 1-774 (257 amino acids)
Source: RefSeq, a predicted model, not a curated record